Messenger RNA from Orbicella faveolata, 4812 nucleotides. RefSeq lists its product as uncharacterized. The record is from RefSeq and is a predicted model, not a curated record. Gene Ontology annotation, cellular component: plasma membrane. Lineage: Eukaryota; Metazoa; Cnidaria; Anthozoa; Scleractinia; Merulinidae. Gene Ontology annotation, biological process: adenylate cyclase-activating G protein-coupled receptor signaling pathway; cell surface receptor signaling pathway. Gene Ontology annotation, molecular function: G protein-coupled receptor activity.
GCCACAAUUGGAGAAGUUGAAUUUGGGACUACCAAACAAAAUCAGACCACCCAGCGGCAGGGAGGUGGAUCUGAAUUUGGGACCUCCGGAUUACAAAUCCAGCGCCCUAACCACGUGCAGUAAGCCACGCCGCCUCCACAGACAAGGCCGGAAAUUUAGUCGUGUUUGCCGCCCAAGUUUUCCUUGAGAGGAUUUACUGUGACUCAGCGGAGUUCGAUUGCCGCGAUGAUGCGUUUUCCACAACUGAAAAGUUGCUAAGUUUUUUUCUAGAUAUCUUGGCAAGUCGAGAUCUUGAGCGAAACUUGCGAGCGAAAUAGAGGUCAUGUCAUGUCUUACCGCAUAUAAAAGCAAUCUGGUGACCAGCUGGAACUCGCUUACUCGUUCUCGGGUUUUGUUUUGGAAGUCCCGAGGUGCCGAAACGGAGUAAGAAGAAACUUGCAAAGGUUCCGGGCCCACUCAUGACAACAAGCGGAUGAAAUACCGUGACGGAGGGCGUGGAGCAAACAAUUUGAAAGCACGUGAUUUGUAUCCGCAAGCCAAUCAAAUCUCUUGAUUUUGAGCAGGUGGUCUGCAAAUUUUCCAAGGCUUCCUUGGCGACACAAAACAACAGAAUCAACAUGGUCUUAAUUAGAACUUUCCUCCCCGAUGAGCAUAAAAUAAAAUGAAAACAGAAAAAUUGCAUACAAUGAUUUGGAGCUUGUUUAUUGAGUUCGUUUACCGUUUCUCGUUCCUAAUUGGAGUUGUCCGAGCUUAAAAUGUGCGAUAAAAUUGAAGCAUACCUAUCAGCAAUUAACUUUAUUCGUCAUCUGUUAAAUAAAACAUACUCGUAUCGAUGAAGAUCGGCUGUUAUAAAUAAAUAAUGAUUAUCUAGGCUCUUGGUCAAAUUAUGCACAGUGGCUUGUUAGUGUUAAUGUAUAACCCUGCUCAGUUUUUUGGACAUAUUUUGUACUCAAACUACCCGGCGCGCUUCCGUUGGCUUAAACAAGUCAGUUAACAGUGUUUUGGUUCUGUAACACGGGUUGCCAAAUAGAAAAUUUCAGUGCGGUUAACAUAAGUAUGGCCACUAAAAGAUCGGACAUGUCUUUUCCGCUUAAGGUUGUGUGCCUCCUUCUUGUGUAUAUUGCUUCUGCUCAGUCCACAACGACAGUCAGUGAGAGCGUCACUAUUCAGCCUUCAGCGACCGUGACGUGGACCAUCAGUUACUCAGUAGAGGAGACUGCCAGUUUGGCAACCUCUGUGGAAGUGGUAGAUGCUACCACGACGACAACCGGGAUUUUGAAUACCGGAGUGGCGCCCAGUCCGUCGUCGGUCAUUUCUACACAGUCUUCCAGUGUCACGGAAAACCAGAGGACAUUGACAGAGGCUGAACGAGAACUUCAAAAAGAGUUUGCACCAUUAAUUGAGGAGCUUGGUGGGAAAAUCACUACGGAAGUUGAUCCAACAAAAUCCAAACCAAAGGAUGCAAGCAUUAUCGAGACACUAUCAAAAAUGACAGCGAAGGGCUUGUCUCUCUUGACGAAAUAUAACAACUCUGUAAAUGCCACAGUGGACUUCUUUAACGUUACCGAUGACUUCAGCUUCGUGCUAGCCAUGAAGAAGUUUGACUGCCUCGAAGUAAGGUCGGCAGCAAUACCUGAUCGUUCCAAUAAGGACACAGGCCAAGCCUUGACAAAAUUUACAGACUAUGUGUCUGCGAAGUUUGACUGUCCAUGGAAAGUGAAAAAUGCAACUCGUCCAAGUUUGAGAAAAAGGCGAGAUUUGAGAGAGAUGCAGUUUGAGGUUACCAUGGAUAUCAGUGCUGAUGACGAAGGUGACUUUGAGGAGUUUCAGAUGCUGUAUCACCACUCCCGAGUCAGGAGGAGUGACCAGCAAUGUCAAUCACGGAUGUGUGAUGUAAAACGGUUUGAGACUACUCUCGUCAUCAAGAACAGAACUUUUGACAUUCGCCUUAACAACUCAAGCUCAGCUUACUACAAAGAGUUGGAAGAGCAGUUAAAAGAAACGCUGAAAUCCAACCUCGCGCCUACCUUGGAGACGGUACAAAUACUCCGCUUUUCUUCUGCAUCUCCUGGAAACAUGGUCAAAGCCACAUUCUAUCUCGAUGUGCAAGGCAACAUUGAAAAUUCCACUCUCAUCGAUGAACUGAACAAAACUGUCGUGAACGACAUUCUUGGCAAGUUUGAAGUAGACACAGCAACUUUUCAAGCCAUACAUAGGAUUGUUGUUGAUGGUAAUUACACCCAGUGGAGUCCGUGGUCAGUUUGUGAUAACAAGUUUGACACCAAUAGAACCCGGGAAUGCCAGGGAACUGAGCACGGAGGAAAGUGUGAUGGCGAACCUGAAGAAAUCAGAAAAUGUGAUUGUGCUUACAAUAUGACCGAGGGUGGAAACAUCACCUCCCCUUUGUUUCCUAACAACUAUCCGGACGGGGUCAGAUGUGUUUGGAUCCUGGAGGCGCCGGUCAAUCAUACCGUCAAGUUAGAUUUGGAAGAAUUUCACUUGGAGAAAGACAAGAAGUGUUUUUAUGAUUACAUGGAGUUCUUCGACGGCGACACGGAAGAACACCAUUUGAUCAGAGAAAGAAUGUGCGGAAGACACGAUCCCCAACCCCUUGAAUCCACGGGACAGAAGCUUAUGGUGGUGUUUAAAUCUGACAAAAGUGAAAACUACAAGGGGUUCCGAGCUGUGUGGGAAACUAAAAGAAUGAAGGAGAAAGUGAUAGAGUACGUCGAGCAACACGUGACAACUCUGGUCAUGAUGUACAGUCCGACUGUGAACGACACCCACUAUCCGCUUGGGACGGCAACCACAUGUCCUGCAGACAGCCAAACCAUUGACAAAGAAUGCAUCUUUGAUGAUACAGUCUUCAUAAUUUCUCGGUUAAUAAGUGCCCAUAUUGACCGCAAUCUUCCGCUCGAUGGUACAAACAGGAUCGUCAUAAACUUUGAGCAUAUAAUGAACGAAAAACUCUUUCCAGCAAUUUACAACGGAGAAAAGCAAUGUGUCACCUGGAAUAAGAAAGCAAUACUCCAGUCUCCAGUCUCCAGUCCAGGUGCAUGGACGAGGAAGGGCUGCACAGUUACGAGAACUAACAUCACACACACGUCUUGCGCCUGCGAUCAUCAAGGGUUAUUUGCAGUGGUGGGAAAAAAGAAGAUCGAAUCGCAAAAGCUAAAGCUGUUGGCGAAUACCUAUAUUGGAAUUGGAAUUUCAUUUUUCAUUCUCAUCUUGGCGAUUGUGCACAUCGUCUGGAAAAUUGAAGUUCACGGUGGAGAGAUCAUGCGUAUUAACAUGUGUGCCGCCAUCAUUGUUAUGCAGAGCGUGUUUCUUAUUGGCGCUCAUGUCAAAGCUCAACAGACUCUGUGUGGCUUCUUGGCCUUUGCAGUUUAUUUUUCUGUGUUGGCUGAGUUUUGCUGGCUUCUUCUUCACGGUCUACGAAUCCAUGGCAAAAUCAAGAAAAUCUUUGCCUCGAAUCUCAACAUUGAGAUCGUUUAUGUCGUCAUUGGAUGGGGAUUGCCGAUGUUGUUGGCUCUUAUCGCUAUUGGAGUACAAAUCGAUUUGAAGAACCCGGACGACGUUUGUUGGGAGGCGGCAGCUGGCAGUGCAAUGUGGGGAUAUGCUGGGCCUGUCAUUAUCAUCGCCUUGUUCAAUGUGGCCGUUUUGCUGAAGCUUUUGAUCCCAACCGAAGAUGUUAAGAAUGGCUAUGACUAUGAAGAAAUGAGGUUUCGCGUGAUCAAGGACUUCAUAUUUCUGGCCUGCUUUGGACUUACCUGCACCCUUGCUUAUCAAGCUGUCGAGGAGGAACGGUUCCUUGAACAGUAUUUGCUGUCCAUCUUUGUUGUCUUGCAGGCCAUUGCCAUGUUUGUUUUCGGAAGAGAGGGUCGAAAGGACUUCAUUAAACGCCCCGAGAACACUAAACAGGAAGAAAACGCUGCCGACAACGAGGCCGUUACGGAAGAACCCAUCGAAAAUAUUUACGAAACCAUUGAUGAUGCGAGGGAGCCUGAGACCGACUUAGCUGAAGGACAAGUGAAGAGACCUCGAAAGAAAAAGUUAUCUAAGAAAGAACCAGAGAAGAUCACAGUUUCUACGUUGAAAAACCUGAACAUCUACAAGGAGGGAGGCCAGUACGUCAUUGAGGCUUGAAUCAAUGCGAAGAUUCGUUUUUUUCUUAAAGCCGUUAAGCACACUUCGACGUGAAUUUAUAUUUAUUUCACAGCAUUACAGCAAGGUAGUCAAAUACAUAAAUUGACCUCGAGGAGACUUCAAUCAUUUGAUAUGUCAUUUUGUAGAAAUUUUAAGACGCUUCAGUUUGAAAUAACUUUAAGAUGAACCUAACUAAGCCCAUAAUGGGCUCACUGUCCUAAGGUGACUCAGAGCAGUUGUUAAAAACGAUCCCCAGUGUUAAGUAAAACAAAUGCUAGACAGUUGCAUCAUAAGCUGUUCAUCCAAACCAGUUGUCCCAUAAGGUAUCAGUGUUUGCUGCAGAAUAAAAAAAUCCACACAAACGAACAAAUAGACAUCGAUUUAUUAGCGUUAUGUUAUGUAUAUACAGAGGACAUUCUCUCUUCCUCGCAUUUUAACUUCAUCUUCCAUACUCGGUUACAGAUUUUAAUUUUCGAGCGUCCCUUAAUUGCCAACUCCACUUUAGGAUAAAGCCAGAUCUUGCGUAAUUAUUUGCUGUGAUCUUCUCUUGCUACAAAUCUGCGCCCGGUUGUUCGAUCGCCGAUCGCUGAUUCUUCUCUGGGACUGAUCGUCGACUCUGAGUUUUAAUUAUAAUGUUUCCCCUAAAUAUUAAAAUGUUUUCAAGUC